UAGAACAAGGAUUAAAUCCUGUUCGCUGCUUUUGCCUUCCUAUAUUCCGACAGGUGCAUGUCUAUGGAGUUUCUUCCCCCUGUUAUGUAAAAGCAUUGGCAGCAUCUGCACUUCGCAUGCCAGGCAUGGCAUCCUUGAAGGCCGAGGGAUGCGGAAGUGCAACCUUGCAGGGAUAUGAGGAAAGCUAGAUUUUCUAGCUUCUUGUUAGCCGUUGGCGCACGCUAUUCCAAGGUUAGACCACCGCGUAGCAGGUGGAGCCUGUCAAAUCAUGUAUGUACGUAUCGAAGUGGAUCCUUCGUGGAGAUCGAAAUCUGGAACGUAUCGGAGAGGCUGGUGGAGAGUUGGGGUUGCAACGACGCAUCCUUAGCGCUCCAACCAAACAGGGAUAAGACUAAUAGCCUUAAUCCCUUAUCCACAAGUGAGGGUCCAACAAAAGUACGAACACGUUAAGGAUUUGAGAUGUUACAGAGCCGAAAGAAUGAAUGAGUUUUCAAUUUGGUUGUAAA
Aspergillus caelatus is the source of this 506-nucleotide messenger RNA. RefSeq lists its product as uncharacterized. The record is from RefSeq and is a predicted model, not a curated record. The coding region runs from base 175 to 450 and encodes 91 amino acids. Lineage: Eukaryota; Fungi; Ascomycota; Eurotiomycetes; Eurotiales; Aspergillaceae. The transcript has a single exon.